AUGGCGUAUGGUGCGCACGUCUUCGGGACGAGGCACCUCGGCCGUGCCACUAGUCAAGAUCAUGCACAGACUGCUCGCCAGCCAAGUGUCUCCUCUCCGGUUGAUGUGAGCGAUACCUCAGCCCUAUGUGGUCUUGACGAGGACAGCCACCUGGAGAGCUCGCACAGAGGGUCGGAGGGAACAAUCGAAGUGAUGGCGCGCAUUGGUGAGAGUCUGGGCCUGGAGGAAAGGGUGCAAGAAGAGUAUCAGAUGCUGGCAUCCGUUGCUGCCCCUCAUCGCAAGUAUCUCCUGCGGCCCGUGGAGAUGCUGCGCUUACCCAGCCUCAAGGAGGGCCACGAGCCAUCGCUCCUGGUCUGCAUAUAUGAAAACCCCGGUCCCAACGAUCUCCUGCACUUUGUUGAUUGCGACGCGACCUGGUAUCAGAUGCGUCCCGAGGGCGAUAAAUGUGAUGACGAGAUCGAUGAUCUGGGCUCGCAUCAGUCCGGCCGGAGAGAGUUCAUGCCGUUGCAAAAUUUUCUGGAUUUCGCCAUCGGUGCAGCUGGAUGCAUCAAAAUGCUGCAUAGCCAGCAAAUUGUGCAUGGGCAGAUUCGGGGGGAUGCGUUUCACUUCAAUCGGGAGACCGGCCGCGUGAGACUGCUCCAUCUCGGGGUGGGUAUCCUGUCCCAUCAUACCGGGCGAAAGAGCGCCGGCUGGUCCGCCCUUGCGAAUCGAAACGUUGCCGCGGCCAAUAUCUCCUUCAUGGGCCUCAAACAGACCGACCAGCCGCCCAUCCAGCCCGACAAUCGCGCCGAUAUCUACUCCCUCGGCAUCCUGCUGUGGAACGCUUUAAUCCACCAGACCCCGUUUGGGGGCGAGACUCCCAUGGACAUCAUAAAGGAGGCACUUGGACAGGAGCUGCCGUCGGUGUCGAGCUUGCGACCCGAAGUCCCGGAAGUCAUUGCACGGAUUAUCACCAAGGCAACGGCAAAUUCUGUCUCGGAGCGAUACAACUCUGUCAGUGGCCUGCGACAUGAUCUUGUGGACGUGCGGAGGGUGCUUGCGACGGGAGAUGCUACAGAAGUGGAAACCUGGCAGAUUGCUCGCAAGGAUGUUUCUCCAUUUUUUGCGCUCCCACGCACGAUGGUGGGUCGGACGAUCGAGCGGGAUACUAUCGCCGAGGUCCUGGAUCGUUGCUUCAAAUUGUACCAGGGAGGCAACAAGCUUCAUCUAUCGUCGCUUCCGGAGGGCCAGUUCGCAGCCUUCGCCGCGCUCCCCUCACCAAGUGAUGUCCUAGGGGAAGAAGAUGCCCGUAGCUCAGCUGAUGGGUUUCUCAAUUUGCCGGCAUCCACGAGCGCGACUUUCGCCGGAACUCCUCAGCUGUAUAUAGCCAACACGAGCCGCGUGCGUUUUUCUGGAGGUUCGCAGUACUGCUCGAGCGAGGGCAGCGAGUCCGGUUCCGUGGCCAUAGAUAGGAGAGAGGCAGAGAAGAGACUGUCGGCUGCAUCGUUCGACAGCACCAGCGGCGAGGGAAGUUCGCGCUCCAGCGACAUUGUGGGCAGACCAGCUGCACAUCGCAUACUCGCGUCGCAAGGACUCUGCGAGCUAAUCAACAUUGAUGGAGGGGCUGGGUUGGGCAAGACUCGAUUGAUCACAUCGAUCCAGAUCGAAGCCCGACGAAAUGGCUUUUUCGCCAGCUCUCGCUUUGAUAAUGCCGCCGAAGACAGCUUGCGUCCGGUUCUACACCUAUUUUCAAGUCUGUUCGAGCAGGCCUUUUCAGAAAAUAAGUUUGAGCCUAGUUUUUUACCAACGCUGCGAAACCAAAUUGGGUCUACGUGGAACACUUUGCACAAAGUUUUAGGGCUUCCCAAAUUCCUCCUUGGUUCGGGACCUGCCGUGUUUGAGCAGGUGCCAAAUCAUUCUGCUCCUUCCAAUACCUCACUACCUUACCGCCAUCCUGCUCCUGAGAGUACUGGAACGGAAAGCUCGCAGGAAUUUCUUCGGACCGGAUCUUCGAUCAAGUCUUUGCCUCUCGUGCGGACAUUGCUGGAUAUCCUGCGAACCUUCACACGGUACAAGUCAGUGUGUCUCUGCCUAGAUGACGUCCACUUGGCAGACGAAGAAUCGUUAGAGCUUAUUGCUCAAAUUAUUUCGGCUAGAAUCAGAAUGGUGGUGAUUUUAGCCUACCGACCUGAAAACACGAAUACGAUGAAAAAGCUUCUUGACCUCUCCAUCAAUAAAGUAGGUGCUCGGAAAGGAAGAGAUCUAGGGAUUACCACCAUCACGCUUUCUCCACUCAGUGAAGACAGCGUGAUGCAAUAUAUUGCAAGCACCUUAUAUCUACCUAUUCCUGUUAUCUGGCCUUUCGGGGCGCUCAUUCAAUCCAGGACCAGUGGCAACCCGCUUUACGUUCGUGAAAUGUUGAACGAUUGCUAUGAGCAUAAAUUCAUCUGCUAUGACUACCAGAAGGAACUGUGGUCAUACAAUCUAAGCCAAAUCUCGGAAUAUUUCAAGGCGGACAAAUAUAACGACGCUAUCUUCGAUGAUCUCUUAGCUAGGCGCCUGAGUAGCCUAUCGCCUGUAUCCAAGUCAAUCCUGGCAUGGGCAUCCGCUUUGGGCAUGUCUUUCUCAUUUCAACUGGUCCAGAGGCUCCUGAACAACGAUAAGAUAGCCGCAGAGUCUCCGCUGCCUGAGCGAGAGUUGAUUGAAGGCCUUCAGGCGACCAUAGAAGCCUGCGUUAUCGUACCAACGCAGGAUCCUGACGUCUUUUCCUUUGCAUAUGACCAUUACAUGCAUCUCGCGGCGUCAUUUCACACAAGAGGCAAGGAUCAUGUGAAUUUUAUCAAAGCACAAGUGUUGUUUCAGCAUCAUUCCCACGAGGAAAAAUACUGCAAUAUGCUGGCAACGGCCAUCAUCGAGUCAGCUACGGUAAUCAAAAGCUCCGUGGCAAGAAGAAAGCCUUAUAGAAAGUUUCUGGUCGACCACGCGAAAGCUGCGAGUGAGACUGGCUUCCGCUCGACCGCUGUCAAAACAUACGAAAGCUGCAUCAUACUACUCCAGGAAGACAUGUGGAACGAUGAUGUCGAUGAUGUGAGCUACGGCGAGACGCUGCAGAUAUACACCUCCGCUGCCGAAGGCUAUUUGUAUCAAGGACAGCAUGCCGAAGCUAACUGCUUGCUGCAAUCCAUUCUCUCCAAUGCCCGAAGUCCAGUGGAUAAGGCUCCCUCCUGUAUCUUGCAGUCUCGUAUGCUUGUACAACUGGGUAACUCGACAGGUGCAUUCCAGGCGCUGAAAGAAUGUCUCAAGACUCUGGACACCACAAUUGAUGAUGAACCAAGUUUUUCUAAAUGUGACAAAGAGUUCCGUCGGCUAUGUGAGGCCAUCUCCACCAUUCAGACUGAUGCCAUCAUCGAGACGGCGCCCAUUGAGCAUCCUACUUUGGUUGCUGCCGGUGCGGUCCUUAUGGAGGCCACGAACGCAGCAUUCUGGUCCGACACGCUGACUUUCUAUCAAAUAACCCUUGUCAUGGUUGACACUUUUCUCUCUCGUGGUCCCUUUUCCCAGGCGGGCAUGGGAUUCUUACAGCUGGCUGUGAUAUCGCUCACUCGGCACAACGCAAUCGCAUUUGCAUGCCAAUGUGGGGAUCUUGCUCUAGCCUUAAUUACUCAGUCGCAAGACCCGCUUACGGAGGGUCGUGGCCUCGCGUUACAUUCGACUUUUGUCGAUCACAUUCAACAUCACAUUCAGUCCUCAAUCUGUCACUUGGAAAAGGCUUUGGAAUCCGCAAUCCACUCUGGUGACCGAAGCCUGACCAUCUUGAACUACGGGCUACUGGCCACCUCGAAAUUUUUUGCCUCCGAGAACCUGGCCGAGCUGGAAAGUUUCUGUGUUUACAGCUGUCAGGACAUUGCUAACUGGCAGUUGGAUACGCCCGGUGGUACGAUCCUCAUCACAAUUCGCCAGCUCUGCCGUGCUUUGCAAGGUAAAACACAUACGCAUGACGCGGUAGGGGUUAUGAGUGACAACGAACACAAUUCCACCGCAUACAAGGCUUGGCUAGUAAGAACCUUCAAGAAUAGCGACCGGCCGCUAAUGCUCUAUGAGAGCAUUGAAAUUGCUCCUUUAUUUUUGUACGGCCACUACGAGCGAGCGGUUGUACUGGGGAAUUCCUGCCUGAAGAAAGUCAAUGCCAUAUGGUCUGCACGAAACACGCGAUUCCUCAUGUUCUUUCAUUCCCUUUCUCUAGCUGGAUGUGUGUGGGCCCGAAAAGAACAGCAACUCAACCCCGCAUAUCGCGCAUGCUCUCCUCAGCUGGCAUCCGAUAUCAAUGGGCGAUCCCUCGAGGCCUCUCUCGAGGAGGAGAUGAGCGGUCUGGCGAAGAUGUUGAUGUAUUUCAAGCGUAAGAUUGAACAGUGGCAAGUAGUCACGGACGUGAACUAUCUGGCGUGGACUAAAAUCCUCGGCGCUCAGAUCGCUGAGAUGGAGCAUGACCAUAUGGCUGCUCUUCGUCUCUAUCAAGAGGCAUUGGACCACGCUUCUGUGCAUGGCUUUGCUUUCGAGGAAGCCCUGGCUCACCAUCUGUUAGCUGGACAUCUGAUGCGCGAGGGCUCUUUGCGACUGGGAGCACUCACUCUGAAAGAGGCAGCUGGUCUCUACCGUCGGAUGGGGGCGACUGGGGUUGCUGAACACAUCCUGCAUCUCUUUGAUCUGGAGCAGCCGGCAAAGGAUGUAACACGAGAAGCCGCUACUCAAACCGAAUUAGAUGACAGUAUUCUACAGAUUCACCCAAAGGUAGCCGCUCCCGGCAACGAUGAAACCCCGAGCGCGGAAGAGUCAGUGGCAGAGCGUUCCCUACAUAUCUUGGACCUCGCCUCUAUUCUUGAAGGGUCACAGGUGAUAUCGAGCGUGCUAAGGAUUGACGAGCUGCUCCGGACAAUGUGCAAGGUCAUUAUGCAGAGCUGCGAUGACGUUGCUACCUUGGCGGCAAUCAUCACGGAGGCGGAUACGACCGUCGGUUGGGCCGUGGCAGCAAGUGGCGACGUAGCUGGACACAUCAAAAUACAUGAUCCUCCCACACCGAUUGAACACUCCAACCUUGUCGCGGAAAGCAUCGUGAACUACUGUGUGCGAUUUCGCGAAGCCGUUUAUUUGCCAGACGUCCUACAGGAACCGCGGUUUAGCUACGUUAGUGAAGCGUGGUUGGCUCAGAACCCGGUUAGCAAAUCGGUUAUGGCGCUGCCCAUUUCGCACGGCAGUAGUGAGAGCCAACCCCUUGCGGUGCUCUAUCUGGAGGGACUGCCCAACGCGUUCUCGUAUCGCAACCGGGUCGUUUUACAGCUGCUCGUCGUCCAACUCGGAAUCAGCUACUCCAACGCGCUAACCCUUAAAGAAGUCGAACGAGUAUCCACCAUCAAUCAAUCCAUGGUGGAGGUGCAAAAGAAGGCGUUGGCAGAAGCGAUGAAGGCCGAGCAAAACGCGAACACUGCGAAGGCGGAGGCCUUGCGUCUUGCCCAGCUAGCCGAACAGGCCGCCAGGGCUAAAAGUGUCUUUCUCGCCAAUAUCUCUCAUGAGUUACGAACUCCCCUUAAUGGGGUUAUUGGGAACUCGGAACUUCUACUCAGCAGUCCACUCCCGGAGCAGCAGUUGGAAAUGGCAGACUCAAUUCGCAUAUCAGCGGAACUCCUGCUUUCUGUGAUCAAUGAUAUUCUCGACCUUUCCAAAGUCGAAGCGAACAAACUGCAAUUGCGUAAGGUAUCCUUUGAUGUCAAGGAGAUCGUUCAGGAAGUUGUUCGCUCGAUGGCGACCGAUUUCGGAAGCAAGCGAUGGCCUAAAGAUCUUCGCAUCAUCCAGGAUAUCCACGCGCCCCAAUACCGCGUAUAUGGCGAUCCCGUACGUCUGAAGCAGGUUUUGGGCAACCUAUUCGGUAACAGCCUGAAAUUCACUGAACAGGGGUCCAUCACGAUUGGAUCCAGGGUCGAAGAUGAAAAUGAGGACAUCGUUCGUCUCUCCUUUUGGGUAAAGGACACAGGAAUUGGCAUCCCCACGCACCUCACACAACAUCUAUUUAAGCCUUUCACCCAAGCUGAUGCCAGUACCGCGCGCCGGUUCGGAGGCAGUGGUUUGGGCCUCAGUAUUUGCAAAUCACUGGUAGAACUGAUGGAGGGCACCAUUGAGCUCAAGAGCGUCGAAAAUGCCGGCACAACUAUUAAUUUCUCAAUCUCCGUACGAAAAGCCAAUCCUGAGGAUUUGGAGACUGCAGCUCCAACAGAGUUGACUGACGGGUCGUCGGGUCUACCCGAUAACGCAGCCGCAGAUUGCAUUGAUCUAUCCGAGAUCCCCCUCGCCGACCUUCGCGUCUGCAUCGCGGAGGAUAACCUCAUCAACCAGAAAAUAACGGUGCAAUUUCUCAAGAAGCUAGGAUUUUCCCAGGUAGAUGCCUUCAACAACGGCCUAGAGGCCGUGGAGGGCAUUCUGAAGAAGGCCAGUGCAGAGCAACCGUACCACAUGGUCUUGAUGGAUGUCCAGAUGCCCGUCAUGGAUGGAUAUACUGCCACCCGCCAGUUACGAAACGAUGCCGUGGAUGCUGUGAGGCGAAUCUUGGUUAUCGCUCUCACAGCUUCGGCGAUCCAGGGUGAUCGGGAGAAGUGCUUGGCUGCUGGAAUGAACGACUACCUUGCAAAACCCGUUCUUCUGGAGGUGCUGAAGAGGAAACUUCAUAAAUACCUCCAGAUCAAAUGA
Messenger RNA from Penicillium waksmanii, 6714 nucleotides. RefSeq lists its product as uncharacterized. The transcript has 3 exons. Gene Ontology annotation, molecular function: ATP binding; protein binding; phosphorelay sensor kinase activity. Gene Ontology annotation, biological process: protein phosphorylation; phosphorelay signal transduction system. The coding region runs from base 1 to 6714 and encodes 2237 amino acids. The record is from RefSeq and is a predicted model, not a curated record. Lineage: Eukaryota; Fungi; Ascomycota; Eurotiomycetes; Eurotiales; Aspergillaceae.